Molecule: messenger RNA, 987 nt
Organism: Zophobas morio
Lineage: Eukaryota; Metazoa; Arthropoda; Insecta; Coleoptera; Tenebrionidae
Gene: Swip-1
Product: EF-hand domain-containing protein D2 homolog
Exons: 3
Coding region: 166-750 (194 amino acids)
Molecular function (GO): calcium ion binding
Source: RefSeq, a predicted model, not a curated record
UAAAAUCACGCUCUCUGAUUCCUCUGUUCCGUUUUGAGUGUUGUCGAGGUGAAUUUGAAAUUGUGAAGUUCUCGUGGUUCGGAAGUUGUUUUUGUCAGUGUUUUUGUCAAGUGUCGUGCAAAUUCUCAGUGAUUUGUCAAAUUUUACCAAAAUUUUUGUAACAAAAUGCCAGCAGACGCAGAAUUAAAUUCCGUUUUAAUCAGGAGACAAGAAAUUAACGAUGCUUUAGAUAAUGGAAAUGAAGUUAAAGUUAACUACAGAGUCGUUAAUAUUUACACCGAGUUCCACGAGUUUUCCAGAAAGGAGAUCAAGCAAUACGAAACCACAUUCAAGAAGUUUAAUACAAACAAAGACGGUUUCUUGAGCUUGAACGAACUUAAACGGAUGAUGGAGGUCCUAGGAGCACCACAGACCCACGUUGGACUCAAAGCUAUGAUCAAAGAAGUGGACGAAGACGACGACGGACGUUUGUCUUUUCGAGAAUUCCUUUUGGUUUACCGCAAAGCCAGGGCGGGUGAGUUAGCAGAGGAUUCUGGAUUAGCACAGUUGGCCAAACUGACAGAAGUUGACGUUGAUAAAGUGGGUGUGAAUGGUGCCAAAGAGUUUUUCGAAGCUAAGAUACAGGAAUUGUCUAAAAAAAGUAAAUUUGAAAGCGAGAUACGAGAAGAACAGGAGGAAAGGAAAAGGCAAGAAGAAGAAAGAGCCAUGCGACGGCAACAGUUCAUGGAAAAAGCUGCUAUUUUUAAAUAAAAAGUACCUAAAAUGAGUAUUGCUUCGGUAGACUGAUACACUUUAAUAAGAUAUAAUUAAAUAAUAUUUAAGGAUAAAGUUUUAAAAUGACGUUUGUUUACUUUCGCUUUUUAUUGUAAAUAACUUAAAAUCUAAAACUAAAUUAGUAUAGGUGUAAAAAUCCAUAUUUCAACUUUUAGAUAAUAAUCAAAUUUUUGUGAUAGAUGUUUUUUAUAAUAAAAGAAAAAAAUCACAUGA